GGGCUUUUCUAGGUUGUUAUGGAAGAUGUCAUUCUUAAUACGACGAGGAGCAAUGUUGAGCGCUACAAAGACAAUAUCAUGGACCGUUGCUAGGUAUACAAUGGGUAUUUGAAUAUAAACGAAUUGUUUAAGAAGGCAUAUAAACAACUUAAUUCAAUCGACAAGAACACUGUCUUUAUAUUGCAAAGAAGAACAGCGUAGCUAGCUAACUAUUAGCAUUACAUUGUCUAUCGAUGUGGGGUCAAGCUUAGCUUACAUCAGCUAGUUACAUAUACGUUUGAUUGCUGUUAAAAAAAACAUUUAUGUCCUAUUAUCUAAUCAGACAAAUACCUUGGACUUAGUCAACACUGUAUGUAUAUUGCUCUAACGUUAGUUACAAUUGGGUCUAGCCAGCUGUCAUGAUCUGCUGAGCCUUUACAUGACCCCUUCCCUCCACCUUGAGCCUCUUUGGUGUUCUGUUUUUUCUUACAGGGCCUCAUUUCCCCUUCUCACCAAUGUGGGCCAACCAAUAUGGCUGAGAUGUCCCCAAAGGUCCCAACCCCUCUACACAAGUAUCUCAUGCUUGAGCAGCACAUCAGCCCAGGAGAAACCAGCAGAGUCCAGUCCAGUUGAAGAGAAAGUAUAUCUCAGUGCAUCAUGUGUUAAGGUUAGGGCAGUUAUUCACACAAAAAAUCAUAUACUGUACUCUAUAAACAGUAUAAUGUAACUUCUUAUUUAAAUCCAUCCCCAUAUGUGUGGGCUGUAAAGCUCUAGUGUCUUUCUCUGAGCACUCACUUCCUCUUUCAUCAACACUGGUGGAUGAUCAAGGGAUACAUGGACACUCCACAUGUCAAGGACUGACCUAAUUACCCUUUUCUCUAUCUGUGUCUUCAGAGGCUAAGAGAGAUCAUGGAUAAGGGAGAGUACCUGAGAAUACAGGUGGAAGGGGGAGGCUGCUCUGGGUUCCAGUACAGGUUUAUCAUUGGCAGUACUAGGAACGAGGAGGACAGGUAAUUGUCAUUGAUGUAUCAGUCGCUCUGUUAUCAUUCAAGAAUAACUAAUUGUUGAUUAACUGAAUGAAUGGCAUGCAGCAGUAACACAAUUAUGUGUAGUAACACAAUCACUGUUAUCUGAUCAUAUCUGUUUGUUAUCUGUUUGUCCUCAAUCCCUUCCAACACAUUUUUGUUCAAUUCUAAACUCUCUCUCUUUCAGGGUGUUUGAGCAGGGAGGGGUAGGGGUCAUUGUGGACCAAGACAGCCUGGAGUUUGUGAAAGGCUCUACACUGGACUAUACUCAGGAGCUGAUUCGCUCCUCCUUCCAGAUGCUGAAAAACCCCCAGGCAGACCAUGGCUGCUCCUGCGGAACCUCCUUCUCAGUCAAGUUAUGAGACUCUGGGUCUGAGACUUGCAGCUCUCAACCCCUCAAUGUAGGCAUUUCAUUUGAAAUUAUAUAUUCAGAAACCAUGUUUUCACAGGUGCAUAAAAUAUUCCACAAUUCACAGAUGAUCCUCGUAACAACUCUGCAACUAACAACAUUGAAAGAAUGGUAUAGCCUAUAUUUAGGGAAGGUAUGCUUGGUUACAAAUUUAACAAAAGUGGAUGAGAAUCAGAGACGUGCUUGGAUGUAUUUACAAAUAGAUGGAUUGGUUUUCAGUGUUCAGUUUCACUACGAUAUUAAAAACGAUGUUAUAUUGAUUAAUUAUAUAUUUAUACUGAAUUAAGAUUCUGUUUUGGAAUAGUUUGAAUGUAAAAGAGUGUAUCCCAUAAAGAAUGUAGGUCAUGUCUAUGAAUAAAAGUGUCAAAAUGACAUCAAA
Coregonus sp. 'balchen' is the source of this 1792-nucleotide messenger RNA. The record is from the annotation of a GenBank genome assembly. Lineage: Eukaryota; Metazoa; Chordata; Actinopteri; Salmoniformes; Salmonidae.